AUCCUACCAUCACGCUGUCGCUCAGUGGUAUCGCGCCGCUGCCAUGGCAACCGAGGCUCUGUGCUUGCUGCUGCUGCUGGCGCCGGCGCUGGCCGUGCGGCCUCCCCGCGGCUACCUGCUGAGGGACCCGGCCCAGCAGAUACCUCCCAGGCCCGCCGUGCACAGAGAGCCCACGGGACAGCUGCUCCUCACCGAGUACCUGGAGGCCGGCAAGGUCGAGGAGGCGCAGUUGCUGUCCAGAGUGAACGGCAGCGCCUUCCCAGAGGAUAUCCCCAGCUACUCCGGCUUCUUCACCGUCGACAAGUCCAACGGCUCCAACACGUUCUUCUGGUUCUUCCCGGCAGAGCACGACUACAAGAAUGCUCCGGUAGUUCUGUGGCUGCAAGGAGGUCCUGGCUCCACUUCUCUCUUCGGGCUGUUUGAGGAGCUGGGUCCAUUUUCCGUGGCCGAAGACUCUUCCACUCUCAUAAGAAACCCAUACUCGUGGCACAAGAACCACUCGCUUCUGUUCAUCGACAAUCCUGUGGGAGCAGGCUUUAGUUACACCACAAGUGAUAACUAUCCAACUGAAGAAACUCAAAUAGGAAAAGAUCUAUACUCUGCAAUGGUGCAGUUCUUCACAUUGUUCCCUAACCUGCAAAGCAACGAUUUCUUCAUUUCUGGGGAGUCGUAUGCGGGAAAGUUUGUUCCGGCUCUGGGCCAUACAAUCCAUAAGAAUAAUCCAAACGCCAGUUUGAAGAUUAACCUGAAAGGCCUGAUCAUAGGAGACGGUCUCGUCGACCCAGUGCACCAGUUAGACUACAGCGACUACGUGUACCAGGUGGGUCUGGUGGACAACACCACGUGGAAAAGCAUGAGGACAUUGGAAGAUGAAGCACGUCAAUACAUACGCGACAAGGACUUCAAGAAUGCCGCGAAGAUGUGGUCGAAAACGGUCAUGACCUUCGUAGAGAAAUCUUUGCUGAGUUACUACAACAUCUUGUACGACGUGGACGAGGACGACGGCGGCGACACCACCGAAAGCUACGUCGACUUCCUGGAGAAGAACUCGACCCGGUCCGCGCUGCACGUCGGCAGCGUGCCUUUCUACGACAUCGGCGCGACCUUCCUCGCGAACGACACGAUGCAGUCGGUGGCCCCCUGGGUGGAGGAGCUCCUGGACUCCGGGUACCGCGUCGUCUUCUACAACGGCCAGCUGGACGUGGUGUGCGCCUACCCCAUGGCGGAGAACAUGUUCCGGCACCUCAGGUUCAAGGAGGCCGGGGAGUACGCCAAGGCGGAGCGGCACACGUGGGGCAAGGGCAACCACGUGUACGGCUACACCAAGAAGGCCGGCGGCCUCACCGAGGUGCUGGUGAGGAACGCCGGUCACAUGGUGCCGGCGGACCAGCCCGCCGUGGCCUUCGACCUCAUCUACAAGGCCACCAGGGGCACUCUCUGAGCAUCUAGACCUGUGUGUCCAUUACAACAACCCGAGAAUAAACUACCCCUUAGUACCUUUUCUUUUUUUUUGAAGUGAUAACGUCUUAUAAAUUGAUGAACGCCGGCUGCACGCGCGAAAAAAGCAUGACUCAUCGUCACGUUCAGCCGAAGCCGAGCGUACAAGAACCGGCCAACCACCGUACGAGAAAAUCUUCUAUAAUAGAUAUCAAACAGGUUAAGGCGGGCUUUUUUAACUUAUUGUUCGUGAUUAUAUUUAAACAAAUAAUUUAAAUUAAAUUUGCAAGAAAAACUGUAAAUAAUAUUUGAAAAUUAAAAUAUUAUGCAAAUUUUCGUCAAUGUUUUCUUGUGACGUUAUCACGUAAAAUUAUCGUCCGUAAACCGAUUUUACAGACAACCCCCCCCCCUUUUUUUUUUGCGUUUCUAUCAUCUAAAAUAUUCCGCAUGAGACUUCGUGACCUAUUCCAGACGAGAUUUCUCUUGUUGGAUUGCAUUCGUGUUUGUCUGACACACACUGUGUAAGUCAGUGGCCAAAUCUGCACUAAAGGUUUCAAGCGGGAAGUGUUCUUGUAACGAUGGCGUAAGUAUAAAUAGGAAUAUUAAAAUGUCAAAUGAGGUUUUUUUUUUCGUUAGUUGAAUUUGCAGACUAUAUAUUAAAUGUUCAGUGGUUACUCUAGUUAUGACGUGAUUUUUUCCUGUCUAGUGUAUGUAUGUUGAGGAAACAAGAAAUAAAAUUUACCUGUUAACAA
This is a messenger RNA of Bacillus rossius redtenbacheri, 2189 nucleotides long. RefSeq names its product venom serine carboxypeptidase-like. The record is from RefSeq and is a predicted model, not a curated record. NCBI's taxonomy places the organism in Eukaryota, Metazoa, Arthropoda, Insecta, Phasmatodea, Bacillidae. The transcript is spliced from 6 exons. Bases 44 to 1441 code for a protein of 465 amino acids. Gene Ontology annotation, molecular function: serine-type carboxypeptidase activity. Gene Ontology annotation, biological process: proteolysis.